Messenger RNA from Caenorhabditis sp. 36 PRJEB53466, 1234 nucleotides. The record is from the annotation of a GenBank genome assembly. NCBI's taxonomy places the organism in Eukaryota, Metazoa, Nematoda, Chromadorea, Rhabditida, Rhabditidae.
AUGAAGUUGCUUCUUUUAUGGUUCAUAACAGCGACUUGUGCGCAAAACUUUGAAGGUUCUGGUGUUGAAACGUGUAGGUUAUAGAGAUGAACAGUAGAGAAAUAAGGUAGCCGUGAAACUGCAGCAAUUUCAUUAUUGUUACGUGUUCAAUUGGCCAAUGUGCAAGUUCAACGGCUACGUUGCAAAAUUAUACGGCCGCCCCGGUCGUGCACUGCCACGUGCCGCUCAAAAAUAUUCCCAAUCCGGUGACUUCAGAGCUAGACUCAGGGCUCAAAGUUACGUAGAUAUCUCAAAGGUAUUUGGUAUUUUGAAGACGAUACCUCAAAAAAUAUAGUGUUUUCCUCGUCAUCAAAAUUCUAAAGUACACGUAACUUUGUGCCCUGAGUCCGAUUUUGAAGCUGAUCGCCAAGUGGCAAUACACAACGGCCAUUAUUUUAAAAUUUUGCAGUUGUUGAUGAGUACUGGCUGCAACGUCUUAUCGAAAAAGUGGAAGUGCCCAGAUAUCUAAUGGAGAAAGCCUAUAGACUAGCCGAGAAUGCAAAUACCGAUGUGGACGAUGCCGAAUUGAACACUCUUGACUCAAUGGUCCCAGAUUUUGCAAGAAAAGUUUUCAUUGAUAAGGUCUUGAAUGUUAAUGACACCGGUGAAAACACAUUGGAAAAGGCUACCGAUGAUUUUCUAGCUGUACUAUUCUACGCCUUCCGAUCUUUUGGUUGUGAUCAGGAUGUAACUACUUCACUAUGAAACACAUUAGAUCUGAUAAUAUUUCAGAAUAUCUGGCCUAGCGUUUACAAUGUCACCCGCGAUAACUUGGAAUGCAUUGCCUUCACGCUUUUGCAAAAAGUUUACUCUAAAUCUGAGUUUGUAAGUUGCGGUCAACAAAGUGUGACCAAAAUCGAUUGAAUUUAGACCAGAAAGUAUUUCGCGAGAGCUAUACACUUCGGUAUCACGAGCAACGCCCCGAUUUCCCAUCGCAUUAGUGAAAUGGUAAUUGUCAUUUGAUGCGUUUUUUUUUAAGUGAAUUUCCAUUUAGAGCGUUUAUCAGUUCCUUUUGCCGAACAACGACCGUGUUUGGUUUAACGAUCUCAAAAUCCAACUGAAAAACAGUUUGUGGAACGAGCAGGAACUAUCGAAAAUGGCCACUUAUGAGGAUCACAGCUUCCUUUGCGGAUCUGUAGCUUUCACUGAUGAGAUACAAGCGAAAAUCGAUUAUUAUUAUGCUCAUUUUUUGUAA